This is a messenger RNA of Camelina sativa (false flax), 489 nucleotides long. Its product is annotated as phospholipase A2-beta-like. The record is from RefSeq and is a predicted model, not a curated record. Gene Ontology annotation, biological process: phospholipid metabolic process; arachidonate secretion. Gene Ontology annotation, molecular function: A2-type glycerophospholipase activity. Lineage: Eukaryota; Viridiplantae; Streptophyta; Magnoliopsida; Brassicales; Brassicaceae.
AUGUCAACUACGGUGAUGAUUCGUUUCGCAGCGGCUUUCUUCAUCACUGUCCUCGUUGGUGUCGUUCGCUGCAAGGAGUGUACAAGAACUUGCACUACACAGAAUUGUGACACUAUUUCUAUUCGAUAUGGCAAGUAUUGUGGGUUUGGACACUUUGGAUGUCCUGGUGAAGAGCCUUGCGAUGAUCUUGAUGCUUGUUGUAUGGUCCAUGACCAUUGUGUUGGGUCAAAAGGUAUGACUAACAUAAGCUGCCAUAAGAAGUUCCAGCUAUGCGUAAACAGUCUAAGCAACUCGAUAAAACAAUCCAAAGACGAAAAGGUCGGCUUCGCCAAACAGUGCCCUUAUUCAGUAGUAAUACCUACGGUGAAUCAAGGAAUGGAUAUCGGGAUCUUAUUCAGUCAGUUAUGUAACGAUAUAUAUUUACUCUGGUCUUGGAGUAUGCGUAGGCCUGGGCAUUUGGAUGUUCGGGUCGGGGUUAGGUUCGGGUAA